AUGAAGGACGCGCCGAGAAAACGCACCAAAGCUUUCACCGGCUGCUGGACCUGCCGCGCGCGCCGCGUUAAAUGCGAUGAGGACACUCCCUUCUGUCGACGGUGCUUGCAGUUGGGGAUCGAAUGCCAAGGCUACGGCCUCCGUCUCAACUGGGUCCAUCUGAAGCCAUCGACAAUCCUGAAUCAGGAUGAGCAAGAGGUUGAAGAAGGUCACCGGGGGGGCAAGGCACCGCGCCGGUCGCUGGUAAACCUCGGGGUGUCGGAUAUCCCGCGACUACCUUCUCCGGAGAUUGAUUCGACGCUGGUGCAGAUUGACGAAUGGCACCCAGGGGGAGAGUAUCGGGUACUGGGAGGUUUCUCCGUUUUCGCAAUCGACCCCUGGCCAUCGAGGCCGCCACCGAUGGAGCGGCCGCAGUCGGGUUCCCCGUCGUUAUCGGCCUCUCCCGAACUUGCUCAAGCGAUGAAGGCGGACUCGGGUCGGACGUCGAGGAGGUCAAGCGGGCCGUUGGUCGACACCUCCACGGCAGGUGCAGAAGCUCAAGAUGCGGUGCCUGUCGCAGAAACGCUGCUGAGUCUGGGGUCGAGCUCUACCACCCACGGCGGCCCUUCCACGCCAAGCAAUGCGCUCGCAGACGCCUCGCGCUCGCGACACGCGUCACCACGCCACCUGGACCUUCUGCGCAUGCCGUCUGGCGAGAACCGGCUGAUUCACCACUGGCUCACGUUUACCAGCCGCAAGCUCGUUCUCAUCGACGAGCCCCAUAACCCCUGCCGAAUCAUGAUGCUGCGAAUGGCGCUCCGAGGCCUCAUGUCAUGCUCGAAAGAGUCAAGCGCCAACAUUGCCAUUUUCCACGCGCUCUGCGCGUCUGCCGCCAGCAACUUGUACGAGCUGGGCGGCAGGGCAAACGACCGGGAUCGCGUUCUGGCCCUGAACCACGAGCAGCAGGCAAUCAGGCACCUGCGCAACAAUCUGGCCCAGGCAGACAGCCACCAGGAUGAAACCUUUGCCAUGGCCAUUAUGGCGUGCAUAACCGCCGAUGCCAUUUCCGGAACCACGCAGCGGUGGCGCACACACGUCACGGGCGGGUUGGCCUAUCUUUCCAGGCUGCAUGCCAGGGGGUUGCACGAAGCCGUCGUGGGGGACUUUCAGAAACACAUGGUCUCCAUGGCCAUCCUGUGCGAGAUUCCGGUAGCGCAGCACCUCAAGUCGUUCCUGUACGACGAAAGCUCUGCAGAGAGUCUGGAGUUCACCUUUCCGUAUUACGGAGUCUCGAGGUCGUUUCUACGGGCGUACGACUACAUGAACCAGCUGGGCCGCGCGACGGACAACAUGACGCCCGAGCUCGAGCGGCAGCUCGACGCGUUCCAGCUGCAGCAGUACCUGGAUUUCCCGGCCCCGCCCCCGCCACCUGGGGGACUGCUCGCCUCGCCGAACCAGAUGCAGGGCUUGGUUCUCUUCCACACGGCCAAGGUAUUCUACUACGCUCGAUUGGUCUUUUUCCAGCGCAGCAUACGACGCGACGGCCUGGACACGGUGCAGUCUCUGGUGGAUCUCGGCAUGCAGGAGCUCGAGUCGAUUGAGAGGAUCGGCAGAGGAGAGCUGGGCAACAUGAUGCUGUGGCCUGUGAUUGUCCUGGGGGCCGAGUGCAGGUCGCGUGGCAUGCAAAGGAGAAUGACGACGUGGUUCGAGAAGCAGCGAAAGCUGGGGUUCAGGAACGUUGCUGUGCUCGAGGAGCUUGUCGCGACGGUUUGGGCGGCAAGGGCUGGUGGUGGUGGUGGUGGUGGUGGUGGCGGUGGUGAUGCAAGGAACAUUGACUGGAGAGACGUCAUUGUUCUGCCGCAGUUUGAUGUUUUCCGACUGUGA
Ustilaginoidea virens is the source of this 1863-nucleotide messenger RNA. RefSeq lists its product as uncharacterized. NCBI's taxonomy places the organism in Eukaryota, Fungi, Ascomycota, Sordariomycetes, Hypocreales, Clavicipitaceae. Gene Ontology annotation, cellular component: nucleus. The transcript has 2 exons. Bases 1 to 1863 code for a protein of 620 amino acids. The record is from RefSeq and is a predicted model, not a curated record. Gene Ontology annotation, molecular function: DNA-binding transcription factor activity, RNA polymerase II-specific; zinc ion binding; transcription cis-regulatory region binding. Gene Ontology annotation, biological process: positive regulation of transcription by RNA polymerase II.